AUGGUCGUCAUCUUUGAUGAGGCAGUAAAGAGUUUACUCAGACAGGUGGGAAAAGAAGAUCUGAAACCAGUUACCAAUCUUGAAAGUGCUAAGAAAUUCCGUCAUUUUAAUAUGUUACGAAACAAGAAGAAUUCGCUUUCAUCAUUUUGGAAACAACCUGACAUUCCUGCUGAAUUCUCCCUCCUGGACAUCCUGGACCCAAGUUCUCCAGUCCCAGAUCCUUCCAGAGAAGGCCCAUUCAUCUACAAAGACAAUAUGGUCUGGAAAGGAAAGGGUGACAUGACUAUUGAUGCAGGUUUUGGGGCACAAGUGACAGCAUCAGGGGAGACUAAUGAGUCACGUGAAUCCUUCCUCAAGUUUCAGAUUAAUGAGAUCACAACAAAAACUUGGACAGAACUUCGUUCAAGGGUACUUUUAAAACCAGAGCCAUGGUUUCUGGAACAAUGUCGAAAAAGAGGAGACAACCUAUAUGUGGUGACAGAAACUGUGGAAUUGACCAACAGUCCUGAGCUGAGUAUUGAAAGUGGUAGGAAGUGGUUGGGAAAACUCUCCAUUCCACAGAACCCUUAUAUCAAGGGUCAAGGCCAUGUAGAUGGUGACAAGAAGAAACAACAAUUACUGACUUUACCAGAGCAUACGGUGAUGGCGUAUCAGACGAAGCAGCUGAUUAUCAAGGAGGAUGGCUGGGUUGUCAGUUCUGUGAAAUUUGCCUGUGGUCACAUGUACCAGGAGAUGUGGAACUGGAAUGAUUCAGCAGCAUGGAGUCUCAACUGGGCCGUUUAUUACGCAGGCAGAAAGAUUCUUCUCAUCAAGGAUAAAAAGAAGAAGACCUUUUCAGAGGAUCACUCAGGUCAUUUCCUGUCAGCAGCUUUUAAAGAAGAGAUUCUGCCAAAAGGUGUGUAUUUGAUGGGUGGGAUCCUUUCCUACACAUAUCUGUUGAGCAGGUUUUCAGACAAACAAUUAAAUCCUCACUUCAUUGAUAUGGAAAAUUUUAAGAAACUACAAGAUGAGAUUUCCAGAAGAAUGGAACAACUAUACAAUUUUUCAAAGGAUAUUCAGGAUAUUUUAUUCCAUAAUAUUUUGGUCAUGCUUGGAGAUCGAGGAGCUCUUCAGGACCUGCAGGACAUGGUGAGACAGUUUCCCCCAGGUGAUUUGGAUGGCCCUGGUGGAAUAAUUCUAAAUGAACUGAGAAAGAACUUUAAAAAUUUUUGGACUUAUCAACGAUCCUGCAUCCCUUAUAUGCUUGAAGCCUUGAUGGUGCUGAAUGACACCCAACAUAAGCUGCUGGCGUGGUCCAUGGAGAAGAAGAUCCUGGUUCAUCAGCGGGAGCUGGUAAGGAGUAUCUUGGAGCCCAACUUCAAAUACACUUCGAGAAUUCCUUUCACCCUUAAACCAGAGCUUCUUACCCCACUGCAGGAUGAGGGUGUGACUGUCACCUACAGACUGCUGGAGGAGUGUGGCCUGAUGAUUGACCUAAAUUGCAAUAGGUCAUUCUGGGAUCUGGAAGCCAAGAUGUCACUGUCAGCUCUGUAUGGAUGCCUCUCACUGCUUCAGCAGCUGGCUGUGGCCUGA
Messenger RNA from Sorex araneus (European shrew), 1572 nucleotides. Its product is annotated as gasdermin-C-like. The transcript has 13 exons. Gene Ontology annotation, biological process: defense response to bacterium; pyroptotic inflammatory response. Bases 1 to 1572 code for a protein of 523 amino acids. Gene Ontology annotation, molecular function: phosphatidylinositol-4,5-bisphosphate binding; phosphatidylserine binding; phosphatidylinositol-4-phosphate binding. Lineage: Eukaryota; Metazoa; Chordata; Mammalia; Eulipotyphla; Soricidae. The record is from RefSeq and is a predicted model, not a curated record.